GAGAAAGAAAAAAAAAAUCUCUGAGGAGGAGGACAAAUUAUUGAAGGGGAUUUUAUUGGUGGGAGCGAGGCGAAUUCUUGGAGAGAACGAAAUUCUUGAAAAAGAAAAGGAAGCAGGCGGCGCAGGAGAAGAAAAAGCGAAGCAGCGAGCAGCGAGCAGCGAGCUUGGGACGCGAACGACAAUUGGCAAUCAGUUUCCUCAAGGCUUGAGCUGAAUUCAACGAGAGUGAUUAUUUUGGUUGGAUUUUCUAAACCGAACUUGUUGCGUAUUGUUGAUUUAGAUCAUGAUGAUCAAUCCCCGUUAACAGAGAGAGCAGCGUCGGACUAGCUCGCCGCCGGCAAUCGAAGCUCGAACUCUAGCGGCAAGGAGGCGCUUCAGGCGGAGGAGGCGCGGGGAAGCAAGGCAGAGGAGGAGGCGGGACUGAGACGGGAGUCGCGGCAGCGUGCGAGGGCGGCCAGAGAGCGCAGUCGGAAGUUCUUUUUCUGUCCCUAAUUCGUCCUUUCUUGUCGCUUGAGCUUGAAGAAAUUCGACUAGGAGAACUGAAAACUGACGACGAGCUUCUUGUAAGCGUUUGUUGAAUCGACAGAUAAGGCCGCGCUUCUUUGAUGGAGGCGUAAGUUUGAAUGUUUGAUUGCUGGCAAGUGGAAGAAGAAGACGAGACUUGUACUGGUUUGCGAUUGCAAGGUUAGUUGUUCAUUGCCAUCACUGUUACAGCUUUGGUUUCGCUUCUUUCAUUCUGUGAAUUCAAUAUCUGCUUUCUGAAUUUUGCCCUAGUUAUCAGUGUUUUACCCCUUGCAAUCGGCCUGCCUAUGUAAUGCAAGUUUCUAGGUGAAUUUCUCUUCUCUCCAUUGGAAGUGUUCUCAGAGAGAGGGAAUCAUAUUUUCCAUGUUGAUUAAGCUGUUGACAGGGUUUCUGGGGUGUUCCAUGUUGAGAUUUUUGGUAUGGACAGACUUGUGCUUUAGUAUCGGCGGGUAGUGUUAUAAUUGUGCUUAGUGGCUGAUCGUAAUGAUGUUUUGCAGAGGACAAUUUUUGGUGUAGCCCUGAUCUCUUUGCCCCGUUCAUCCAAAUAUGACAGAUUCAGGAGAAUCUCAACAGCCUGAACAAGUAUGCAACUUUUUCAGAAAGCCAACUAAGAGCAAGAACAUCAGGAAGAGAGCAGUAGAAGAUGAUAAUGCCGAGGAUUCAAAAUCCGAAAGCUCUUUCUUAAGCAAUCAGAAGAAGGCGCCAAAGGCUGAUAACAAGCUAUACUUCUGGUCAGGACCUUCGAAGAGCUCAAAGCCAUCAGAAUCCAACUCAGACAACAAUGAGAAGCCCAUCUUUCAGUUUGAGUCUUCAAAGGUAAUUCAGGUACAAAAUGACAGCAGGGCAACAGCAACUCUGGAAACCGAGACAGACUUCGGAAGAGAUGCCCGGGCAAUACGCGAGAGAGCUCUUAAGCUAGCUGGGGAGGAUCUGAAGGGUAACAAACAGGGUUCUUCAGGUAGCAACGAGAAGCUGUACAAGGGAAUUCAUGGAUAUACAGAUCACAAAGCUGGCUUUAGAAGAGAGCUAACAAUUGCAAGUGAGAAAGCUGGUGGAUCACAUGGACCACUUAGGGCAUCUGCACACAUCAGAGUCUCGGCAAGAUUCGACUAUCAGCCGGAUAUAUGUAAAGAUUACAAAGAAACUGGUUACUGUGGUUAUGGAGAUUCUUGCAAGUUUAUGCACGAUCGAGGCGAUUACAAGUCUGGAUGGCAGAUGGAGAAGGAGUGGGAUGAGGCAGAGAAGGCAAGGAAGAGAAAAUUAGCUUUGGGUGCCUUGGCCAAGGAGGAUGGCGAAUUUGAUGAAGCUAAUGAUGAGGACGAUGAUGAGGACGAUGAUGAUGCCUUGCCAUUUGCAUGUUUCAUUUGUAGGGAGCCUUUUGAAGAUCCUGUCGUGACCAAAUGCAAGCAUUACUUCUGUGAACAUUGUGCUCUAAAGCAUCAUUCCAAGAACAAGAAAUGCUUCGUCUGCAACAAGCCGACUCUGGGUAUUUUCAACACUGCCCAUGAAAUACGCAAGAGGAUGGCAGAGGCGAGCAAAUGAUCAUGCUGUUAUGCUGAUUGUUGCCCGCAUCCUCCCUUGUACUGCUUGGACUGCUUUACCCACACUGUUAUUGGUUGGUUCCAUUUUGGGUUCAUGACACUGGUUGUUGCAUCUUCCCGGUUCACGACUUGGAGCAAUUUCACUUUGAUGAGAGCAUUAAUGAUCUAGUAUGUACACGGUACACCAUCGAAUUGCGAGCAUACCAUGUAAUCUAAAGUUUAUCAGUAGUCCGGAAUCCUGAUUUGCCUGUACCUUGUUGUCUGUUCUUUUUAUGUAUAUCACCUCAUUGAUUAGCUAGGAUAUCCGAAUCGAUCUGCUCGCAUUCCAGCCUUGUGAAAGGACGUUAAGGUGGAGAAGUUGGGGGAAUUCCAGGCUUUCAACUACAUCAUUUACCAAUUAUUUGAUAUGGAGUAAUUGAUCUUUAUGUGUGCAGGGACACAAUUGUGAGAUUCAGUGAAGAUUUUGCUAGAAAUAAAGGAUAAAAUCCACAGUUCAGUGAUCAGAGUGACCCCUAACUAUUAGCUAAUCCACUCCUUGUUCGACCUUCAUUAGCUUCCAAUACUCAAAAUGGCGGAGGCGAAAGGAGAGGAAAUUGCCA
Linum tenue is the source of this 2662-nucleotide messenger RNA. The record is from the annotation of a GenBank genome assembly. Lineage: Eukaryota; Viridiplantae; Streptophyta; Magnoliopsida; Malpighiales; Linaceae.